AUGGACGCUCUCAAGUCAGGCCCCUGCUUUGGCAGUGUUGUUACGAGCCUCGAUGCUUGCGCGAUUAUUCAACAGGCUGUUGAACGGCGUGUGCCUCGCAUCCUUCAGCGCCCUACCAAAAGACAGCUAAAGUCCUGGCUCAAGAGCGGGGCAAUAUUCGUUUUCUCUCCCGGCGAGAGUGGUAUCAAGCGUUGGACUGACGGCUUGGCAUGGUCAGGCUCACGCGCUGUUGGCAACUUUCUGGUCUACCAUGAACUCGAGGGCUAUGACUCGAACAAUCAAGGCCGGCAGGCCGUUGGUAAUGACGAUCAAUCCCCCAAGGAAAACUUGAAACUUGGUGGCCUCAUUAAGAAGGUCUUUGCAAUAAAUGUUGAAGAAGUGGAGUACCGAGUAGUCUCAUACUACACUGUUUCAGACCGUCUGGGAGGGCCCUUGAGCACACCUUACUAUUCUACUAUGAGCCAUUCACUGGUUGACUCUAUGGAGUUCCGUCUCUUUGACUUUGCACAGUUGCGUGCUAAGAUAGCACUCGAAAACGGCAAACCCUCCCUCCGAUCCAAUUCUGAACUAUUUGGGGUAGAAUCGGGGCUCGACCCUUGGCAUGGUACCCUCUGCGGCAGUCCAUAUAUGAUAAAUGGGCAAGCGGAGCCUGCUGAGCCGGCGCCUCCGAGUCGGGGUACACAAGAUCCAACCGUGGUCCUGGAGCACCCGCGAGCGAAGGAACUUGCGAAAAGCAUCAUACCUCGACAGCUGCCGUUGUAUAUCCAAUCUCAUAACGCGAUCGCGGAAUAG
Mycena indigotica is the source of this 792-nucleotide messenger RNA. RefSeq lists its product as uncharacterized. NCBI's taxonomy places the organism in Eukaryota, Fungi, Basidiomycota, Agaricomycetes, Agaricales, Mycenaceae. The transcript has 9 exons. The record is from RefSeq and is a predicted model, not a curated record. Gene Ontology annotation, molecular function: DNA binding. Bases 1 to 792 code for a protein of 263 amino acids.